Molecule: messenger RNA, 2615 nt
Organism: Hypanus sabinus (Atlantic stingray)
Lineage: Eukaryota; Metazoa; Chordata; Chondrichthyes; Myliobatiformes; Dasyatidae
Product: protein unc-119 homolog A-like
Exons: 3
Coding region: 343-663 (106 amino acids)
Biological process (GO): mitotic cytokinesis; negative regulation of clathrin-dependent endocytosis; negative regulation of caveolin-mediated endocytosis
Cellular component (GO): centrosome; intercellular bridge; spindle midzone
Molecular function (GO): lipid binding
Source: RefSeq, a predicted model, not a curated record
CCUGGACCGGAUCGAUGGGAGCAGAACCCGGGACCCGGACCGGAUCAGGGGGAGCAGAACCCGGGACCCGGACCGGAUCGGGGGGGAGCCGAACCCGGACCGGUUCAGAGGGAGCGGAACCGAAACCGGAAUCGGAUCUAAAGAGCGAAGCAGCUAAACCUGAACCAGGCCGGGGGAGCAAUGCCCGAAUACCAGAAAAAAACCGACUGAGGGAAGCGGCGCCCAGAAGCCGGAGUCAAGACAGAACCGGUGCGGCUGAACCCGUAACUGACCUGAACAGGUGGAGCGGAGAGGAGAACCGAGUGCCCGGGCUGGAUCUCAGCUCCGGUCUGACACUCGGACAUGAGCACCAGGACCCUGAAGAGCGGCGCCCAGGCACCAGAGGCGGUCGGCAUGAAAGUGAAGACGGCGCCGGAGGGGCUCCGGGUCACCACCGAGGAGGAGCUGCUGAAGAAAGAGCGCGUCAGCCCAGAGGGUCACACAGAGUUUAAGAUUCGAGACAUGGAGUCCGGCGCUGUGCUCUUCGAGAUCACCAAACCCCCGGCCUCAGUCCGCGAGAUGGUGGCACAGCCAUACCAGACCCACUCGGACAGCUUCUACUUUGUCGAGAACCAGCUGGUGAUGCACAACAAAGCUGACUAUUCGUACGGGAACGGCCCCUGAGGUCAGUGCGGAGGCUUUCGGGUGCCGGACCCCACCCCCCACUCCGCCUGCUGCGCUCGGGGGUUGGACCGGGAGCCGCUCUGAUAUCUGGUGGUUGGUGGCUGACGUCUGCGGGAUGCAGGGGCUCCCGAUGAAGGGUCUCGGCACAACACGUUGACUGUUUACCCCUCUCCAUAGAUGCUGUCUGACCUCCAGCAUCUUGUGUGUGUUGCUCCGAGAUUCUCCCGGCACUGGUCUGAGACUCAGUCGCUGAGCACAGAAUCUUCCAGAAGCAUUUCUAGGACCUGCACCACUCUCACGAAUGGAUGUGUCCUCCCAUCGACCACCAAUCCAUCGUGGACACAGUUACCUCCUCCCCCACCCCACCAUCCCCUCACAUUCUCUCCUCGUCCUCCCCCCCUCUGGGACGUGCCUCCCUUCAUCCCCACAUCUGGAAGGCAGCGGCUGUGUCCUGGGGCUAGUGAGUGAGCCGGGUGAUUCUUUCAGCCAUCGGGGCCCAGAUGUGUCAGAUAUGAAACAUCUGGAUUAGCUCCCUGUCCGAAUCAGGACAGCUUGUUGCCCGUCCCCACCGUGCUCUGCUCCCUGCGCAGGGACUCCAACACGACACCCGGUCUCGCUACCGGUCAGGAGGUGUGAACACGGGGAGGCAGCUCGCAGGCUGGCAACUUACCCCUUACAGUCCCACCCGCUUCUCACAGAACAGUACAGGCCCUUCAGCCCACGAUAUUGUGCUCACCCUUCCCUCCCUCAGACCCUCCAGUUCUCUCUCAUCCAAAUGCCCCCAGUGUCUCUGGCUCGACCACCACCCCAGCAGAGUGGCAUUCCUCAAACUCACCACUCUACCUACAACAUCACCCUCCAAUCUUCUUCAAAUUAUCUAGUUCACGUUCAGUUUAUUGUCACACAACCGUGCACGUGAAUACCACCAAACGAGACAACGUUCCUCUGAACCAACACAGUACACGUAACUCACACAACCGUGCACGUGAAGUGAUGUUAACUCUAGGAUUUUAUUUACAUAGCGUGGAUUCAGCCUUUCCAGCUGAGCUGCAUCAGCAAACCCAACCCUGAUUAACCCUACCGUGACCACAGGACAAUUUACAAGGACCAGUUAACCAUCCGUUAUGUCUUUGGACUGUGGGAGGAAACCGAGGCUCCCAGGGAAACCCGCAUGUUCAAUGGGGGAGGAUGUACAGAGACUCUUUAAAAACGGAACUCCCCGAGCUGUAAUAACCUCACACUAAUUGCUACGCUACAGACAGACAGACAGGCAUACUUUAUUGAUCCCAGGGGAAACUGGUUUAUUAAAUAACAAGGUGUAUUUACGACACGUUAAAAAGUGAACAGCAUAACGCCACUGGUGCCUGAUUUGUGAUGAGGCCUGGGUGGUGACGGGGGUUCAGUCAUCUCACAGUUUGUUUCCAUCCUAACAGGCCUUGUCCUAAUGCCACAGUACCUCCUGCCCCUCACUUCAUCCAUACCCUUGUGGUCCCUGUGGUUAGUCGGGCUCCGAGGCGUGCAGUGUGUGUGGUAAAGGUUUAGCACUGCCCAGUCCCAGUGGCCUGAAUCAUGGCACUAACCCGUCCCAGUGGCCUGAAUCAUGGCAAGCUCAGCUAACUUUCACCUUCCAGGUUUUGGGAUGACCUGGAACAGUGAAUUCAACUUGCCUCCUUCCUGCAGUCCAUGAUUCCCUGUGUCCGUCUCUCCUGGAGAACCACUGGCUCUACCCUGAACACCCCCUUCAGAGGUCCCUUUCGUGUGCUUGUCCAUAUUGCCCCUUGUGAUACAGCACAGGAGGCAUUUGUCUGUAUUUGGCUCAGACCCAUUUCUCUCCCUGAAUGUGUCCCCGUGUGUUUAAAUGCUCUAUCUGCCCCUGCCCCCAUUUCCUCACUACCCUGUUGCCCCAUGACUCCCCAUUUCCUCACUACCCUGUUGCCCCAUGACUCCACCCA